UGGGGAAUUAGCACCGGGGACGGGCGCGCGCGCAGGUCCCCAGCACAUCUGGGCGAGAGCCGAGCCUCUGGAAGCGAGCGGGGCGCCGAGCGCCUGUCUGGAGCGUCAGAGCCACCGCGCAGCCGGAGCCCCUUCGAGACGCUCCGGGCUCACAUCUGGCACCGGGAGAAGGACCGCGCAGCGCGCAGCUGGACGCGGGGAGGGGGCGGCGGCUACACAGCUGGACCGAAGGGGGCGGGGUCGGUCCCAGCGACGGGCUGAGGGGAGGGCCGCGAGCCACCGGGACCUGAGCAUGGGACAGCGCGCCUGAAGGAGCAGCCCGGGGAAGAGGGGGCCUGGGACCCCGAAAGGAAAAAAGAGACGGGUGACAGCGGAGGAGGAAGAUGCAACUGACCCGCUGCUGCUUCGUGUUCCUAGUGCAGGGCAGCCUCUAUCUGGUCAUCUGUGGCCAAGAUGAUGGCCCCCCUGGCUCAGAGGACUCUGAGCAUGAUGACCAUGAAGGCCAGCCUCGGCCCAGGGUGCCUCGGAAGCGAGGUCACAUCUCACCUAAGUCUCGCCCCUUGGCCAACUCUACACUCCUAGGGCUGCUGGCCCCACCUGGGGAGGUUUGGGGUGUCCUCGGGCAGCCCCCCAACCGCCCCAAGCAAAGCCCCCUACCCUCGACCAAGGUAAAAAAAAUAUUUGGAUGGGGUGAUUUCUACUCCAACAUCAAGACAGUGGCCCUGAACCUGCUGGUCACGGGGAAGAUUGUGGACCACGGCAACGGGACCUUCAGCGUCCACUUCCGUCACAACGCCACAGGCCAGGGUAACAUCUCCAUCAGCCUUGUGCCCCCCAGUAAAGCCGUAGAGUUCCACCAGGAACAGCAAAUCUUCAUCGAAGCCAAGGCCUCCAAAAUCUUCAACUGCCGGAUGGAGUGGGAGAAAGUAGAACGGGGCCGCCGGACCUCGCUCUGUACCCACGACCCAGCCAAGAUCUGUUCCCGAGAUCACGCUCAGAGCUCGGCCACCUGGAGCUGCUCCCAGCCCUUUAAAGUUGUCUGCGUCUACAUUGCUUUCUACAGCACGGACUAUCGGCUGGUGCAGAAGGUGUGCCCAGAUUACAACUACCACAGCGAUACCCCCUAUUACCCAUCUGGGUGACCUAGAUGGGCCGCAGAGGCCUGUGCAGGAGGCCGGCUGUCUGGGCGCUGGUCAGGGAAAGGGAUGGGCCUCAGGAAGGGAGGGGGUGGAGAGGACAAGAGGUCAGGUGGGGGAAGGGUCCCCAGUGCUGGCCCCAACCUGAGGUUAGAAUGUACUUGUUAUGGAGGAGGAAUGGGCUCUGGUCAGCCUUAGAGAGUUUUCCCACUGGUCCAAAGCUGACGCUGGGCCUUGAGGCCCCUGGACAGGCAGGCCAGGUGGCCCCAGAUCAAGCCACAGAAAAGACCUUAACCCUUGGCUCUCUCUCUCCUUGCCAUUCGGAAAGAGGACAGCAGUGGACAAAGGGGUGUCCACUGUGUAGGUCAGGUAGACAACUUGGGAUGAACGGCUCAGUGGCUUCCUCCAAUGGGGCUGGCAGUGGGCAGCCCGGAGCCCCUUUCCUACAGUGAGGUUGAAGUAGUGACCUCAUCCCUACCCUUAGGUCUUUGCUGUCAUGACUACCUGUCACCAGCCAGGCCACCCUUCUCCCUCCGAAACCCCUUCUCCUGCCAGCAUUCUCCCCUGCUGUCACCCUCUUGCUGAUGGCACGCCAUCCCGUCCUUCAGCCGAGACAGGACCUUUAGUUCCUUUUAGCAUGAAGGGCAGUGAGCAGAAGCCUGCCUGUGUGCUGCGUGCCCAUUCUCCACCCUAACCCCACUGAGAGUGCUCCCUCUCCAGCCCGCUCCUCAUAUCAGAGGGGGGACUCCGCAAUAGGAAUGGGGAUUCCUUCUCUGGGCCAUGGGACUAUCGGCAGAGUGGGGCGCAGGAGGCUGGACUGUGUGGCCACGCUGGAACUGUGCCCUAGUGUUGUCUGUGGGGUGGGGGGAGGGGUGGGAAGUCUUGUGAAAUGCCCUGUCACUUCUGUGUGCAGAGUCUUGUCCUUGGAGCAGAGAAUAAAGCUUCCCAGGGCAGCACAUUCUGAGUUAUCCAGGGGAGAGGGACCUGGGGCCCUUUCUGACUAGCAUUUUCCAGAUGGGGACCAAAGCUGCAGGCCUCUUGGUGCUGGGGCUCCCUGAGGCUUUGGGACUCCCUUCUCUGACACUCUUUGUAAGCAAACAGAUUUAGUGCCAGGGGCCCAAACAAACACGUUUGAGGCUGGGCACGGCACCUGAAGGGGCAGCUUGGGGGUAAGAGUCAGCAUGGGCCAAAUCUUCCUCCCGGGUCCUCACUGAGUUACCAUCUCUGGCCCUGCAGAGGGCAGUGGUAGAUGAUGUCCCAGCUCUGCCACUGUUUUUCUCUAAUGCCUGGUAAAGCACACUGGCCUCACUGGCCUCUUUCUGUUUCUCCCCCAGCAUCACACAGCACCUACAUCUCUGAGAAUCACCCAGAGAGCUGGUGUCAUACAGCCUUCAGGGUCCUCCCUAGCUCAGCACAGGUGGGCAGGGCCUGUAUCUCAGCCCUGGGCUUGGAUAAAUGCUGACAUACUUUGAAAACCUGCCCAAUGACCUCUAAGCAAACUUGGCUCCAGCUCCAGAGGAUGAAGAGAUUCCUCUCUUCUCUCUCCAGCUGUGACUCCCAUCUGCCUCUUGGGGGAAAAGGAACAGACUGAGGUGGCAUUGGGGACAAACAGAGCAGGAGAGUAGCCACUUCUCCCUCCUGCUGGAGAAGGCAUCAAAAUGGAUGGACGCCUGGGCUGGCUCCCCUACCAGGAUGUCCCCUCUGGAAGUCUUUUUAGGUCUAUUUUCUAUGGAGGUCAGCACUCAGGUCCAAAGGUCCCUUUGGGAAGUAUAGCCGUAGUGUGGAGAUUCCGACAGUGGGAGCCAGUGGCCUGACCUCUCCCAGUCUUUGCCCUCUGCCCACAAGCUCUGAGCCCAAAUGGUCCACACUUGCAGUCUGCAGCACACAGUCACCUGGCUGCAGCCCCUCUAUAUGGGAAAUGACCUAGAAAGCAAGAUGGCUGCGGGCGGGGGGAGGGGGCACACUCUCUUUCCAGCUCUGCCCUGAAUCAUCCUGAAGCCAUUUCUUCUGAGCAGACUUAAGACACACAUGCCCCUACACAGCCUUCUCCCUCCCUCCCUUCUGUACCUGUGACUGCAGUCAGAGGGCCUGGGGCUCCCCCACUCCAUCCUCUACCCCCACCAAGAGAAACCUUGCCUGCUAGAAUCCGGAGGCUUCUCCCACCUGUGCCCCUCAUCAGACACUGUCCUAGGGCACCUGUGGGGUGUAGCAGAAGAAACUGUGAGGCGCCCCCAUUUCCACCUCUGUGAGAACACUGAACUCUAGAGCGAGUACAGGGACACUCUGACCGGCCCCUCCUACUCCUCUUCUCCCGUGGAGAGCCAGCUGCUGCCGACAGCUGGAGGGCCCGGCCUUUCUGGCACACGGUGCUGCCUGCACAGGGGGUGGGUUCAUUUUAAUAACUUCAUUUCACCCUCUUGCACACUCUGCUUCCUCUCCCCUGCCUAUCUGCCUUCCCUGGCAACCAGGCUGAUCUCAAUUCAGAUUUGGCUAACAAAUUUCUUCCCGAAUCCCGAUUCCUUGGAGGAGCCCUCUGGUCCGUCUUUUCAGAUAGUUCAUGAGCCCCCUUGAUCCUCACAAGGGUAGUAGGUCCGCUCAACCUCCCUGGCUAAGAGGAUACCCACUUCUGCCCUUCUGAGCAGCAACAGCUAUGGCACCCUCUGUAGAGACAGACCUCAGGUCCCAUAAUGCCCCUGCUCUCUCACUCUGGCCUUGGGGAGCAUCCACAGGAGACUGGCUUUUUCCUAAAGGAGCCCUUCAAGAAACGACGGUCAGGGUCCUGCCUCACACCAACCCUUUGACCUCCCUAGAGCACCUUGAUGUCACUUUGCAACCUUCUCAAGCUGUUUGGGGUCCCUGCUUCUGGUUUGUCUUGUCCCCCCACCUACCCACUCAACUUGGUAAGGGUCUUGUCUCUCCUACAGGCUUGCCCCUGGUGCAAGCCUAGCACACCAGACCAGGGAGCUCUUCAGUUACUUGGUUUGUGUUUCCCCAUCAGAGUUUGGGGGGCCUCUGGGGGUAGGGGUUGUACCUCCCUCAACAGACUGGACAUUCUUUGGUUGACACAGACCGAGGUAAAGGUUGUGUCUCCCUCGUCGGUUAGCAUCUUUCUGAGGGCAAAGGGCUGUACUGUGACUGAAGGAGAAGCACUGGUCCCCAAGUGCCAGGGUCCCCAGAGUUGCUUUGCCCUUCAGUACUUCCUGGCUUCAGCAGUGCCAUCUCUACGCUAUAGCCUGUUCUGGAGCCUGGGAGCUAGUAGACGCUCUACCGUCAGCAAAGCCGAGUCCUCCUCUUGGUGAAGCUUAAGGCAAAACUGAAUGGGCUUCUGUCCCUCCUCCUCUCUCCUUCAUUCUCCUUCCCUAGAUGAGCAAGCGGGAACUGAGUCACCCCCGUCCCCAUCCUUGGCAGGAAUGCUGAUGACCUUGCAUGUGGCAGGCUCCUGUGGCGAGGACCAUUGCUCAG
Messenger RNA from Microtus ochrogaster (prairie vole), 4598 nucleotides. It is a transcript of the gene Nxph3, whose product is annotated as neurexophilin 3. Lineage: Eukaryota; Metazoa; Chordata; Mammalia; Rodentia; Cricetidae. Gene Ontology annotation, molecular function: signaling receptor binding. The record is from RefSeq and is a predicted model, not a curated record.